CUGCCGUGCCUCGACACUUCUUAAAAAAAAAAAUCCGUUUUUUUUUUUUUGAGCGUAGGUCGCCUCUCGGCCUUGGUGGCAGAGCAGGAAGGGGACACAAAGCUGUGGGGAGCGGUUCGGCUGAGCGCCGGGGGAGCAGGAAACAGCACAAUGAAGGGAGGCUGCAAGAUGUAGCUCUCUAACGUAUGCUGUGGCCUCCUCAGCGCUGUCUCUGAAAUCACUAUGGUCUAGCUCCUACAUGUGAGAAAAAAUCAAGGAGGUUUGAGUCAGUGAAAGAAGCAAGGAGAAAUCUGACACAAGGAAUGAUUUUCAGAAGGAAUCUAUGCAGUGAAUAUGACCAACCACUGAGCUGCCUGAUGCUACUACCUCAACUCUGUCCUUCAGCAGAUUAAGUUCUCUUCUUACUUCACUGAGCAGCAGCAGAAAACAUUGCCAGAAAACCUUUUUAACAACCUGCCCCCACCUGAGGACCUUUCUGCUCCACUUCAUACAGAAUGCUUGGCUCUGGAUCUCCUUGCAGAAAAGUCAUGGCUAUUAGGUGACAAGGUCUAACAGGAAAACAUCACACAGACAUGUGGAAUCAGAGAAUAUGAAACAGGAGCCAAAAUGACAUCCAGAUUUGGAAAGACCUACAGCCGGAAAGGGGGAAACGGCAGUUCCAAGUUCGACGAAGUAUUUUCCAACAAACGGACCACCCUUAGUACAAAAUGGGGAGAAACCACCUUCAUGGCCAAAUUAGGACAGAAGAGGCCCAGUGUCAAACCAGAUAUUUCUGAAGUUCCUAAAAAACCCAAAGUUGAAGAUGAGGUAACAGAGGAUCCAUUUGGAUUUGACAGUGAUGAAGAAUCUCUUCCUGUGUCUUCAAAGAAUGUGUCACAGGCUAAAAGCUCCUCUCAGCUGGAACCCGGUGAAGCUGCUCAGCCUGAGGACUUCACUCCUCUACUUGAAGCUAACAGCAGAAUUAAUCAGCCAGACAGUGGAGAAAACGUUGCAUCCAGCAAGUGCAUAUCUCUUGACAAUACUGUUCCUCUCUUAAAAGAAAAGAGCACAAGCAAAAACGUGGAAGAUGGAGAAUGCAAAGGCAGCAGUGCUAAACUUGUAACUGCAGAUAAAAUUCAGAAUUUGAAUGAAGAUAAUGAGAAGAACAGUCAUUUCAUCUAUGAGAAUGCUGAAGACAGUAACAAAACCAAUGCUGAAACUACAGACACUUCGGGAUACAACAUUGAAGCCAAGGUCUUGCCUGAUUCUUGGGACUCCCACAUUGGAAAAACAGCAGGCUCUCCAUCAGAAACAUCUCAGACGAAGGGGCCAUUAAGAACUCACUUGUAUGAAUGGGAGGAUGAAACUGAAGACACCAGAACUGGAGAGUAUAUAUUAGAUUUUGACAAUGAACAUCUCUCUGAGGUGAAGAGCAAGGAUGAGGAGUGUGAUAAAGAAGAUGCUGAAAAUCCAAAGGAAGCCAUUAGUGAAGAACUUGUGCAAACUAUUCCUAGGCCAAGCAACUGUAGGACAUAUUGUCGAUCCAACAAAGCAAAACCGCAGGGGGCAACAAAUUUUGACAAGCUAAUGGAUGGCACUAGUCAGUCUUUAUCCAAAGCAAACAAUGAGUCAAAUAAUGACGGUCUGAACCCAGCAAGAAAAGUUUCUUUAAGUAGUGGGACCAGUUUUAGAGGGACGGUUGGACGGACUAGAGACUACACUGUUCUACAUCCAUCUUGCUUGUCAGUUUGUAAUGUUACUAUACAGGAUACGAUGGAACGAAUCGAUGAAUUUACCACAGCAGCCCCUACUGACCUGGGAGAAGCUGGACGCUUAAGAAAAAAAGCAGACAUUGCUACUACAAAAACUACAACCAGGUUUCGACCAAGCAAUACCAAAUCCAAAAAGGAUGUCAAAUUAGAGUUUUUUGGGUUUGAUGAUCAAGAUGAGGGAGGGGGAGAUGAAGGCGCCUCUAGAAGUUCUGGGAGUUCCAAUUACAAAAUCAAGUACUUUGGGUUUGAUGACUUGAGUGAAAGCGAGGAUGAAGAUGAAGAAUGGCAGGUAGCAGAAAGGAAAGCUAACAAAAAACGAAGUAGAACUGCACCAUCUUCUUCGCUACAGUCGACCUCUGACAGCAAUGAAAACUGUUCCCAGGAUAGUCAGCUCAGUACUAAUGCAGAUCUUCUGGAGUUUUCAGAGGAUGCAUCUGGUGUGCCUGAAGGCAAUAAGAAGUCCACAAAUAAGCAAGGUGAUAAAUCAAAGGAAAACACCAGGAAGAUUUUUAGUGGGCCAAAGCGGUCUCCCACAAAAGCUGUAUAUAAUGCUAGACACUGGAACCAGCCAGAAUCAGAGGCCCUGCCAGCACCACCGGCUUUGAAAACUCCCAGUGUCCCAGUAAGGCUAUCUUCAAAGGAGGCAAUUCAUAAAGAUGAUGGAGUUUUUAAGGCUCCUGCACCACCUCCCAAAGUGAUAAAAACUGUGACAAUACCUACUCAGCCCUAUCAAGAGAUAGUAACUGCAUUGAAAUGUAGGAAAGAAGACAAAGAAUUAUACACUGUUGUUCAGCAUGUAAAGCACUUCAAUGAUGUAGUGGAAUUUGGUGAAAAUCAAGAGUUCACAGAUGAUAUUGAGUACUUGCUAAGUGGAUUGAAGAGCAAUCAGCCCCUAAACACACGUUGCCUUAGUGUAAUCAGCUUGGCGACAAAGUGCGCCAUGCCCAGCUUCCGAAUGCAUCUGAGAGCACAUGGGAUGGUAGCUAUGGUUUUCAAAACACUGGAUGAUUCCCAACACCAUCAGAAUUUGUCCCUUUGUACAGCAGCUCUAAUGUACAUCCUGAGUAGAGAUCGUUUGAACAUGGAUUUAGACAGAGCUAGUCUAGAUCUGAUGAUACGGCUUUUGGAAUUGGAACAAGAUGCUUCUUCUGCCAAGCUGCUGAAUGAAAAAGACAUGAAUAAAAUUAAGGAAAAAAUUCGGAGACUGUGUGAAACUGUUCACAACAAACACCUUGAUCUCGAAAACAUCACGACCGGGCAUUUGGCAAUGGAGACGUUACUGUCUCUCACCUCAAAACGAGCUGGGGACUGGUUUAAAGAAGAACUGCGACUUCUGGGUGGUCUCGAUCAUAUUGUAGAUAAAGUUAAAGAAUGUGUGGAUCACCUAAGCAGCGAUGAAGAUGAAGAGAAAUUGGUUGCUUCGCUAUGGGGCGCAGAAAGAUGUUUACGGGUCUUAGAAAGUGUAACUGUGCAUAAUCCAGAAAAUCAGAGCUAUCUGAUCGCGUACAAAGACUCGCAACUCAUAGUCUCCUCAGCUAAAGCACUGCAGCAUUGUGAAGAGUUAAUCCAGCGAUAUAAUCGUGCUGAAGACAGUAUCUGUUUACCAGACAAUAAGUCUCUGCCUCACCAGAAUGUAACUAACCACGUGGGUAAAGCAGUGGAAGACUGUAUGAGGGCCAUCAUUGGCGUCUUGCUCAACCUAACAAAUGAUAAUGAAUGGGGUAGUACAAAAACAGGUGAACAAGAUGGUCUGAUAGGCACCGCUAUGAAUUGUGUGCUUCAGGUUCCAAAGUUCCUACCUCAAGAACAGAGAUUUGAUAUUCGGGUGCUGGGAUUGGGUCUGUUGAUCAAUCUAGUAGAAUACAGUGCUCGGAAUAGGCACUGUCUUGUUAAUAUGGAAACAUCCUGUUCUUUUGACUCAUUCUGUACGGGAGAAGGAGAUGACAGCCUAAAGAUAACUGGACAGAUUGAUGCUGUUCAGGCUUUAGUGCAGCUAUUUCUUGAGCGUGAGCGAGCGGCGCAGCUGGCCGAGAGCCAGACAGAUGAAUUGAUUAAAGAAGCUCCUACUGCUCAGCAUGAUAAGAGUGGGGAAUGGCAAGAGACAAGCGGGGAGAUCCAGUGGGUCUCCACAGAGAAGUCAGAUAGUACUGAAGAGAAAGAUAAGAAGGAAGAAGAUGAUGAAGAACUUGAUCUCAAUAAAGCUCUCCAGCAUGCCGGGAAGCACAUGGAAGACUGCAUUGUGGCCUCCUACACAGCACUGCUUCUAGGCUGUCUCUGUCAAGAGAGUCCAAUCAAUGUGACUACUGUGAGGGAGUACUUACCUGAAGGAGACUUCUCGAUAAUGACUGAAAUGCUCAAAAAAUUUCUCAGUUUUAUGAAUCUUACUUGUGCUGUUGGAACAACAGGCCAGAAAUCUAUCUCUAGGGUGAUUGAAUACUUGGAACACUGCUAGAUACUUAACUUCCGCUGCAGGCACUGUAAUGCUGGAGCUACCCUUAGACAAAAGAAGUCGUCAUGAAAGAACUCCUUGAAGGAUAUACCAAGAGCAUUCAUCUGUGUCAUUCGUGUUCGGAUUUUUAAGGCUACCUGGUCUCUUAACCAUGCAUUCAGCAUUUUCUAAAAGACAGUUACUACAUCAAUCUGCAACUAUCAAAAAUGAGGGGAAAAAGGUUCUGAGGAAAAUAAAUAAAGAAACCAUGCUGUUUAUGAUGCAGUGCAGUAUUUAAAUAUUUUUGGCAGGGUUUACCCUCCCUAUCUUUUUUUUCUUGCUUUGUUCGUGACAAGUUUCAAGGGGAAAAACUUGCUGCUGAUAGUGCAACUGCUGUUUACUGUUGAGCCACUGUUUCAUGCCAGCCAGGUGCAAAGGCAGCUUAGCUACUGAGGUAUCAAACAAAUGUUCUAAUAAAGAAGUUCUGGACAGCAGCACCGCUCCUAUUUGACUUUAAUUUGCUCUUGCUUUUUUAUUACUAGAUUAUUCCAAAAUCAUAAAAAUAUAAAUUUUUAAAUACUUUUGUGAUUUUAACUACUGUCUAUAUUUAAAAUUUGUUGGAAUCCAAAGAGGCGAGGAUUGGAUAGUUUAUUUUUUAUACUGUUUUGAUUGAAAUUAGGUUGUUGAACUAUUUCUCAGUUCUAAAGCUGUCGCGGCCCGUGUACUGUAAACCGAUAGACCAUAACACUUUGUAGUUCAAGAAGCAUGCAAACCCAUAAACGCAUAAAGCCAUUUGAGGGUAUGUUAUCCACAAAAGAAAUAGGAACUGUAAAAAGUUGUGCCCUGUUUGAAAAAAGAAAGAAAGAAAAGAAAAAAAAAAAGAUUCAAUCCCAGGGUAGUUUACACUUCUAGUAAGCAAAAACUUUGAAAUGCUGUUUUAAUUUGUUUCAAGGAAGCACUCAAGAUGUAUUUUGUAAUGCUCAAUACAAAGAAUUUGGAUGUUUUUAGGGGGAAGAAUUUUAAAGAAGCUAAAACACCAAUGGGGAUUAAUGUUUCCAGCUGACAUAAUCUUUCUAUUUCAUUCUGCUGUAGUAUGACAGAGUUUAAAUGCAUACAACACAAAGCCUUAAAUUGCUGAUAUAGCUAAGAUUUUGUUCAGUCUGAGGUCUAGUUCACAGCAAAGCAUUGUGUUUGAAGACUUAAGUGGAACAAAGAAUCCCAGAAUAUACAUUACUUUUUUACACCAUUUUUUUCUUGCACUCAUUAUUCAGACCAACGGAAUUGGUAAUUAUUUUUAUUAAGGUGGUCUUGAAUAUUUGCAGACUGUUCUGAGAUCUGCCUCAUCGACAUUUUUAAAUACCUGUAUAGGUAGUUACAUCAUGUUAUUCCAUUGAAUUUGUAAAACUUGAAGCCAUAAAAAUAUUAGUUCUAUGUAUAAUGAGGGGGAAAUAACAGGAAAUCUAACCUGCUUUUAGAUCUUGUGUUAUCUCCAUGUAUAAAGUUAAGAACUCGUGCUUUUGUAUCAGUGCCAGCUGUAAAUUUUUUACAUACAGUGGCUGCCUUCUAUGUCUUCCUAUUUUUGAUAAUGCAGAUUGUUGGGAAUUCUGUAAGGAAGUAACUGAUUAGUGGCAAAAAUCCUAUGUUGGUCAUACUUUUUUGCGUUUUCUCUCAUCACCUUCUAAAACUUAGCGUAUCAGUGUAACUUAGAAAAGUUUUUGAGGUUGUAUUCCCCUUUGGAAAAAAAAAAAUAAAAAAUCAGUAUUGAGAGAGAAAGAAGCUUUAUGUAAAUGAACUACAUCAGGAGGAAAUUAUUGAAUACUUUGCCCAUCUAGUUUUCUGAUUUUAGAGACUUUUAAUGGGAUUUCAAAUUGAUUAUGUAGUUUUCUGCGGAGAGAUGGCAAGAGAAAAUACAGAUGCAACGAUGGGGGAAAGCAGGGACAACUACCUUUCUUUGUUACACUGGUAAUUGUUUGGGAAUUGAUUUACCUCAGUGUUUAACAGUUUUUUUUCAAUGUAACUAAUUGUCAAGCACUGACAAAUGCAGAUUUUUUUUUUUGAGGGUGGGGGGAGAAAUCACCCUGUGAACUGCAGUGCAUUUUUGUGUGUUAGACCCUCAAAUAACUCUGCAUUAAAGGGUACUUGAGGCCAACUUGCAAAUUAAAGUUUUAAAGUAACUUUUUUUCCAUUGUAAAUAUUUGUGUAAAUACUCUCAAUUGGAAAUUAGAACAGUAGAGUACUUUUCUGAAUCCAAUCCUAUUUUUAUUUUAUACAGUAUUUCUCAGCUGUGAUCUUUGGAGCAAAAGCCAACGGCAGGAAAAAUAGUUUGUACCAGUUUCAUGAAGUAUGUCUUUGGGUUUUUGUAAAUAAUUUUAACUCAAAUAAAAUUGCUACUUUCAAUACA
Messenger RNA from Chroicocephalus ridibundus (black-headed gull), 6580 nucleotides. RefSeq names its product WAPL cohesin release factor (gene WAPL). The transcript has 22 exons. NCBI's taxonomy places the organism in Eukaryota, Metazoa, Chordata, Aves, Charadriiformes, Laridae. The record is from RefSeq and is a predicted model, not a curated record. The coding region runs from base 607 to 4203 and encodes 1198 amino acids.